AUGGGCCCAUGCUGGCAACAGCCUGGCAAAACUCUGUUAAAUUUUUUUGCAAAGAUAUUGGAGUUCCGACUAAUAUGUUUUCAGAUAAUAAUUAGAGUUACUUAUGUCCCAAUGAUACGAAACUGA
Saccharomycodes ludwigii is the source of this 126-nucleotide messenger RNA. RefSeq lists its product as uncharacterized. The transcript has a single exon. The record is from RefSeq and is a predicted model, not a curated record. Bases 1 to 126 code for a protein of 41 amino acids. Lineage: Eukaryota; Fungi; Ascomycota; Saccharomycetes; Saccharomycodales; Saccharomycodaceae.